Aedes aegypti (yellow fever mosquito) is the source of this 5153-nucleotide messenger RNA. It is a transcript of the gene dlt, whose product is annotated as protein disks lost. Bases 288 to 4808 code for a protein of 1506 amino acids. NCBI's taxonomy places the organism in Eukaryota, Metazoa, Arthropoda, Insecta, Diptera, Culicidae. The record is from RefSeq and is a predicted model, not a curated record. The transcript has 12 exons. Gene Ontology annotation, biological process: chromatin organization. Gene Ontology annotation, cellular component: nucleus.
UUCCCCACCUUUGGACGACGAACUUGUGGAUCACAUUUUUGGCGAAACAGCGAAGCGAUCCGAGGCGCUGCUCGAUCGAGGAAUUCGCCGUCCACUUCCUGGGACUUAUCAGAUCGCAAACCGAAGACUUCACCAAAUGCCCGCCAUCGGUCUGCGAUACACCGAAGAAAAUUCUUCCAUCGUCAGCAGCGACCGCCGCCUGCAAUAGGAAACUGUCAAUCACAUCGACAACCAAUCUGACCUGCACCGCUGACACCAACAAUGUUCCCAUAUCGCAAUCAAUUUCCAUGACAGCAACUAAUGAAACACCAACGACGACGAAGGGAACAGCUCAAUUACAAACUACGACGACUUCCGCUGGUCUGAAAGACGAUACGGGUGGGAGCAGCGAAGGUCACCCAGCCGGAAAUCGCUCCCUACCGGAGAGACGAACGGCAAUCUCACGUGAUUUAUUCGUCGCAUCCCCAUCGACGACGUCAACAACGACCCCCGCGGAAGACGACUUUCAGGCGGGCUUUCGAAAGCUUGACCACGAUGUCCGGGCGGUUGCAUCUGCUGUCCCAUCUGCUGCUGCAGGUGAAGGAUGCAAUCAAUCGCAGUCCAAAAGUGCAGCAGCUGCAACACAAUCGUCGUCGGAUCGGACAGCUGUUGCAGUCGGAUCGCUUGCCGGAGAGGCCAUUUCGUCAUCGGCGGCUGGACGGAGCGAUAUCGCCAGACGCAGUUACGAAAGAAUCGAAAACGAAAACUCCACUGCCACAUCUUUUAUAGAUGCACCAUUUAGCCCCAUUCCAAGCACCGCUAGACAGAGCAUUUUGCAGCAAGACAGAGGUGACGCCGCUGGCAGCAGCACUCCCAUUCGCAGCCAAAAUGCAAAACAGGGUCCAUAUCAGCUUAACACCAGCACACCAGUCAUUCAUCUAGGAAGUCGCUCAGGUAAAGGCUCACGUAACUCCUGGGCCAUGGAUUGCUCAACUCCCAACAAUAGCACACAACCGUUGGCGGGUAACGGUUCUCGUUAUGACUCACGACGAAGUCACGACCGAUCCUUCGGCAGCAACACCAACACUAGCCGCCAGACCAGCUCACCUUGCUUAGGUGACUUCAUUACCCAUUCGCUAAAAUCGAAAUCGCGAAAAUCAACUACUGCCAGUGCGAAUAACAGUAAAGAUACUAGCAGUAAGGCGAACUCACUUUUUGUGGAGAAUGACUUUCCGGGACUGCAAGCCUCGAUGCAGUCGUCGACCCCCGGAAAUGAGCAACAACAGCAACCGAAUAGAAACAAAAAGCGAGUGACACCAAUCACGGUCAGUAAGACACUCACCAGUCGACUUGGGGCAUCCAGUUUUGAGCUAGAUAAUUCAGUCAGCCCAACAGAGGGAAAGUCCAAGCGGAGAAUCGUCCCUACCAUACUGAGUAGGUCGACCGCAAGCAGACACGAUUUCAACAGCUCGUCCUUCAAAUCGGAUAACAAUCUCAUUAACUUGACUGAGGACAGCUUGGAAUUGGACCUUUCCCAGAAGGACGAACGUGGCUUACUACGGAAUUAUAAGGAUAUCAUAAAAAGCAAUUUUGAGAGUGCUGAAGAGCAGAACCCGGAUACUGGCAAAAAACUUCAGACUGUCCUUCGAAACACCUUCAACACGCCACGAAAGUUGUCCGAGAGCGCAAAUAUAAAUCCCAUUCGUAUCGAUUUAAGCCGCGUAACGAAAUCGAUUGCAAUAGACCGGCUGGUUGCCGUUUACUCACUUCUUAUCGACCUCAAUCUCACGCCAAACAUCCUGUCGGAGCUAUCGUAUUUAAUCAACUUAGUUAACACUGAAUUUGAUCCGUUCGAAUCAAUGAUUCCCAUCGAAAACGGAGAAACCGAUUACCAAAACCUGUUGAAGAACCUCAACAAUUGUGUUUACUUUGCGAUGGAAGUGCUGAACCGACAAAAAGUCCUCCUCGCGCUCCUGGACAGCAUCACGCUUAAGGUGCUGAUUGAAAAUGAACGUAUUGCCAACUUGAACCAACAGCUUCAUUGCUAUUUGAAGGAAAUUCACGGCCAGAAGCUUCAGCUCGAUAGUAACGGGCAGCGGCUGUUGGAUGCUUCAGCAAAAUUCUCCAAUGCCUCUUUCGGUAGCAACGUGCUCUAUCAGCAGGAGGCCGAUACCAAGGAGCACUUCCCAUCAGACAAGGAAUUUGGGGCAUUCAAGAAGCAACGGGAUGCCUUCUGCACGAUAUACAGGACGUGGGAUUUCAAACAUCUGAAUCCAACGUGGAACUUUUUGGCGGAGCUCGGAGGGAAGGUGCGUUCCCUGCUGGCCAUCAUGGAACAUCCGAUCAAUAUGGCUCAUCUGGCGAAACUCUUCGCGGCACAGCUUGUCCAGUCCUGCAACUUUGACAACGCAGCCUCGGAACUGGCGAUGGAUCUGCCGAAUGUGGACCCGGCCAAGUUGGUCAAGUUGCGGCAGCGCUUGGUUGCCCCCAGCCAAUUCUCCACCCAGUAUCUGUUCCCCGGAAGUCAGGCGUUUUUCCGUGAUUUUAUCAUUGCCAGUGAGAGCAACCAAACGUUCAUCGAGCAGCUGAAGGCCGUGCUGAUCCACGAACUGCUCGAAAUGAACGGCUCCUCGUACGAGGUGCUCAAUGUGUCCAGCUCAGAUAAUCAGCACGAUUGCGAAUAUGUGGUACGGCCGGAAUCGACGACGACGAUGCGUGUUCUGGCGAAAUUCAUCGGCUACAUCAUCUCAAGGCCAUUCAGCUACGACAGCUACCGGAACACCACGGUAGACAAUAGGCAGAUCCAGCUCCGCAAUACGCUCUUGCCUUUGUUCGACGUGAAAUCGAUUUUGCUGAGUGCCAUAGCAGAACGGAAGCUGAUUAUCACCGUACCUUGGCUGGUUCAAUAUUUGGCCAUGCUGGAUGGUAUUAGUCUCCGCUUGAGCUACUACAAGGACCUGUUCGAUGUAUUGUAUGAACUUUACCUGAGGACGAACGCUUACGAGAUGGCAUCCGAGAGGAGGCUGUUAGUGACACCCACUUCCAAGUUUAUCAUACGAGCUUGCCUAGGUUGGCUGUUUGAGCAUCCCAAUAUACCAGAAGAGUACCUCAGCUAUCGCCAAGGGAGGAGAUCUUUGCUAUCAGUUGAUGAAAAGCUGCAAAACUACAAAAAGAUUGAAUUACUUAUUGAGAAAACUACUGCCGAAGAAAUGGAGAUUAACAAAGCUUUGAUCCUAACAAAGGUUGACGAGCAGUCCGGGGGGAUUCUGAAAUGUGAAAUCAAACCAGCAAAGGAUGUAUCUAAUGAACCUCUUGCCUUAUUCAAAGCAGACACAACGACGAACAAAAGCGAACGACUCCCACUCAACCCACUCCUAGAAAACAUUCUAAAUGCGGCCUGCCCUUUCCUAGCCGAUUUCCGCGUCUCAAUGAUGCCAUCAAAGGUCGAGAAAACUGUCUCUCGGUCCGGACGUUAUCGUCACAUAACAACGAAAUACUCGGGAGUGUCCACCAUUGCUGCCCAGCAGAAAACAACCAACAAUCAACAUCGACUGCUUGAAGCCUUCUUGCAGUCACAGAGCUUGUCCGUUCGCCGUACCGUCGAAUUCGUCAUCGAAAGGACUUCAUCCGCUGCCGUCAAGGACUUCCAGGUGGCUCAUCUUCUUCCGAAACGUAAAAAAAUCACGGAGCAGAUUGCCACCCUGCAAGCGGAAUCCAUCCCUCAGGCGACGAAGCAAAUUUACAUGAUAUGCUCCGCAGCACUCGCCGACAUCAACGCCAGAUGGGACGAGAAAAUCCCACCAAUGCUCGCCCGCCGAAUCAAGGAAGGAUUUGAUGCAUUGCUCCCGAGUGAGACCCUGGAGCCGGUGAAACGAACGUGCAUCAAUCUUGCACUGGAACGGUGCCUCGUCAAGACGAACGAAUGGCGCCAGACGCAUAUGCUCGAAAUCGAUCUGUUCUGCAAAGACAUCCCCGGAGAAGCUUCUAAAGCCGUUAAGGACCCACUCAACAAACAAUCCCUUCCUGUGGCACCGUUAAUCGUGGCAUUGGAUCGAGUGCAGCACACCGUCGUGUACGAGCAACUCCAGACCAUGAUUCACAUUGCCAGCUCGUAUCCGGAAGAGCUUACCCCGGAAGAUUUAACCAGAUUCCUUACCCUCGUGAUGACAUACCUGGACGAGCAGGAUACAACCCAAUCGAUGAACCGUACGUUGGCGUACAUGCUGCUGCAGUUGGCCCUACUGAUAGUUAUCAACCGAUGUGAUCUAAUUGUACCUGAGAUAGUACAAAUGCUGUUGUCCGUUUGGCAGCACCGGAAAUUGAGUGAGUUCUGUGUUGUUCCCGAAUCGUUUAAUCACGCCAAUGAGGAUGAUGAGAUAUCAAAACUUGUGCUGGGCAAUAGCACUGCCACAGAAGAUGCCGAGCGGUCCAUCGUGGAUGAAGAAGAUAUCAUGCGUAUUAGACAAAGGAAGCAGCAGGAAGAUACCAACUACAUCUUUUCGACGCUGGUGAGCAACCGUUGCAUCCGGAUGAUGGCCGCCCGAGGUGUGGACGACGUGUUUGCAUGCUUUGCUAAUUUCAUCAACAGUUUGGUUGACUGUAAUCUGAUCAGCAUCCGGCUAUUGAACGAGCAAUUUAUAAAAAUAUUCAACGAAAGCUGGCAACAGCACACCCUGGAGCGCGUUUCCCGGUUGAUGGAAGCCGUCCUACGUGGUGGCCAUCAGUCAGCGGCACAAGGACACCUGCCCGGACGGAAAGCGGACGAUUCGCACUCGCAACUCUUCCUGGAAAUGCUCUCGGAUUUAGCCCGGGAUAUCGAAGACUUUUGAUGGUUGUUGUGUUGCCGCACUCCCAUUCCACUCCACAACCAGAAGAAUAGAGGGCGCGAAUGGUGUAGGUGAGACGAUGAAUACACGGGUAAAGUAUUACUGUAUGAAGAAGUUUGAAUGGAUCUGUACCGUUAGGAAAUAUUGAUGUUUGGCGUAAUUAUACGCAAGUUUUAGUUUCUUUUUUAUUUUUUGUUCGUUUAGCUUCAUUUCAUUUCUUAAACAUUUUGACAUUAUUAAUUUUUCAACAAAGUUAAAAGUUUGUUACAUGUUCAACGCAUCACUUGACACUAUGUUAAUUUUGACGUUUUAUAAUACUGAUAAAAUAAAAGACAUCACAUUGCUCAA